AAAUCUGCCUAUGGAAAAUUGUUUGAUGGCAUGAGACAAAUAAUCUCUCCUUUACGAAUCGUUUGAACUUCGUUUAACUCCGUACAGGUUUUCCUACAUUUUGAAGGUCUUUGAGGUGUCUGUGCAGUCGUUCUGUUAAGCAGUGGAGGAUGCCAGAUUUACAGGAGCUGUCCAAAGCUUUAGACGAGCUUCCCGACCCCAUCACUAACGUCGCCGUCCUGGCAUCCCGGAAGGAAGCACCGGCAAACUACUACGUGGUAGCACAAACAACAGAUGGCUUGGACGCUGACCUUUGGAAGGACGGCUUAUUCAAAUCCAAGGUCACACGUUAUCUCUGCUUCACCCGAGCCUUUUCCUCAGAGAACAGCCAAGUCCAAAAUGUUGUGGUGGACAUGAAGUUGACUGAUCUGAGGGAUCCUUUGCUGGAAGGCUUUGUACCCGUACAACUAACAACAGACACGCAGGAGCAAGCAUUGAGAAAAAAGAGACUGUGUAUGAAGUUGGUCCCCAGACACAGCACAGACAUGGCCAUAUGUGAUGUCAUCAUCACAGGCAAGACCAAAACUGGCCCUCCAAACUACACAUUCAUAGGGGACUUAAACAGCAUGGGAAUUUGGUACCGAAUGAGAAACACUCCAAAGAUCAAGGCUGCCGCAUCCCAGGCCGCUCAGUCUGUUCCAGCAAAUGCUCCAGACCAAGCAAGGCAGAAGGCUAUGCCACAUGGCUCAACUCUUCCCAAGAGAAACACUGUCAGACCUGACUACGAAGACCAGAGCUCCAACUCCAAAAGCUCAUCAGCCGUGGACGAUAUUCCUUUCAUGAUCUCAGAGAAAUUUGUGACCAAACCGUCUGCUAUGCAGCCAGUCAAUUUAAUGGGCAUUACCAUCAAAUCAGUGCCAGAGAUCGAGCAGGAAUAUGCAUAUUCCUUUCAAACGGAGCUCAGUACCUCAGAAUACCUCUCACACUCCUGAAGAAAAAACCUGGAUCCAAGUGUGUGUGUAUGAGAAAGAGAGAGACAGAGCGAGAGAGAGAGAGAGAGAGAGAGAGAGAGAGAGAGGCAAAGCGAGGGUUACCGAGAUGUACCAAAAACUGCAGAAAAACAAAAUUGCCCUGCUGAGAUGACAGGAGAGGAUGGUGUAAAUGGUUCUGACUCUGUGCCAUCCAAACCCGUCCAGCCCGCUCAUCUGCCCACACGAACAGAAGAAAAAAAACGAAAACAUUCAAAUGAAAUCGACUUUGUUUUGACAGGAUGUAAUAAUGAGAUGUCGACUUUUUUUCUCGGCUCCUUUUCAAAGCCUCAACGGCACUGCAUGAAGCCAGCUGAAAUGUUAUUCUUGACCUGACGUGAAGAGAAGAGACGCGUAUGCUGAUUUGAAUAAAGUUCGUGUGUAGUUAAAAGAGACAUGGACCACAGUUUGCUGGCACAGUGGCUCUUGAUUUUGGUUAAGUGUUGGGACAUGUAACGUCUCUCUCUCUCUCUCUCACAGCCCCCGGUUCUCACACUACACGGAUUUCAUUUAACCCCAUCUAACGUCAUGCGCCUUCACUUAAAUGUUUUAAAUGUACUCUCUUGGUAAAUUCUGGAUAAUUCCUCAUAAAUGUAAGUGGAUCAUUUUUUUAUGAAUUGUAACCAAAAAAAAAAAAAACCCUUCAUCUUUCAAUGAUCUUGUUUUUUUUUUUUUCUCGCUUUUCAAUUGCUUCAAAAGUUCAAAAAUAAAGCAGUAUAAAAGUUUAGGGUAAUUUUCUGUACAGCAUUGAUUAUUGACCACAGACAAUAUCUAGGUUUAAGGUUCAAACAUGUUUUGCAUGACUUUGAAAGAAUCAGCUUUAUAUGCAGUAGCGCAAUUUCAGUUCUCUUUUCCUUUUUCAUUUUUCCACGUUUGCGGAGCAUUACUUAACCUAACUAUGUAACAUACAGACAUUUGAGUGAAUAAACAAUAAAGUUUAAAUGAA
Molecule: messenger RNA, 1953 nt
Organism: Chanos chanos (milkfish)
Lineage: Eukaryota; Metazoa; Chordata; Actinopteri; Gonorynchiformes; Chanidae
Gene: mvb12bb
Product: multivesicular body subunit 12Bb
Exons: 10
Coding region: 150-971 (273 amino acids)
Biological process (GO): virus maturation; regulation of epidermal growth factor receptor signaling pathway; viral budding
Cellular component (GO): ESCRT I complex; late endosome
Source: RefSeq, a predicted model, not a curated record